Molecule: messenger RNA, 2136 nt
Organism: Culex pipiens pallens (northern house mosquito)
Lineage: Eukaryota; Metazoa; Arthropoda; Insecta; Diptera; Culicidae
Gene: Cog6
Product: conserved oligomeric Golgi complex subunit 6
Exons: 4
Coding region: 100-1989 (629 amino acids)
Biological process (GO): intra-Golgi vesicle-mediated transport
Cellular component (GO): COG complex
Source: RefSeq, a predicted model, not a curated record
UUUCAUUCUGCGCAAACAUCAAAAAAGUGACCACGAAUGCAAAGUUUCAAUAUUCCCGUUCAAAAUUCCAUUUAAAGCCUUCGAACUCCGCCGGAAACGAUGUCGGAGGAAGCAACGGCAGCCGCGGGAGUGCCCCCGAAGGAGGACUACAUCCAGAAGCGGCUGAACAAGAUCUUGGAGAAUCGAAUCGACUCCGACCGGGAAACGCUCGAUGCGCUGACGGAUCUGUCCCAGUUUUACACCGAAAAUACGCUCCAGUCCCGGCGGAACCUGCGAAGCCAGAUCGAGCGGAGGAGCCUGGCGAUUAAUGAGAACUUCCUAGCCGCAUUCCGUGAGGUCAAACUGGCCCUGGACGAUAUCUGCGGGGACAUUGACGCUGUCAGCGAUUCUGUAGAUAGCAUGAAAAACCUUCUCAGCAGUACGGAAGCUCAGCAGAAAGAGCUCAUCCAGCAGGCUAACACACUGCAAGAAGAUAACAACAAACUUUUACUGCAACAACGGAUCGCAACGGGUUUUCUAUCACGUUUCCAACUGUCCGUUACGGAACAUCAAACGCUGUACGGGGCCACUCGGGAUGAGCCGAUAACGGCGGAAUUUUUCAACGUUCUCGACCACGUCCAGUUGAUUCACGCCGACUGCCGGACUCUGCUUCAGAGUGGCUAUCAAACGGCUGCGCUCGAUAUCAUGGAAGAGAUGACUCUGCACCAGGAAGCGGCCCUGGAACGGCUGUACCGUUGGACGCAGAGUCACUGCCGAAACGUGGACGCCAACGAGAUUGGGAUGUUGGUGAUCCAGGGGAUGGCACGGCUUCAGGAGAGACCCGUCUUAUUUAAGUACGUUAUUGAUGAGUAUUCAACGGCUCGGCGAUCGGUCGUGGUGAGAAGUUUCAUCGAUGCGCUGACCGUUGGAAGUUCGAGCGCGAAGCCGAUUGAAAUGUUGGCCCAUGAUCCGAAACGGUACAUUGGAGAUAUGUUCGCUUACAUCCAUCAAAUUUUGCCGGUUGAAAAGGAGAACCUUUUGAUGUUGGUUAAAAUGUGUGAUAAAGAUAUAACCGAGCAGAUCCAACUGGCUAUGACGACCAUUUCCGACGGAGUUUGUCACCCGCUGAAAGUUCGAGUUGAAACAAUUUUGAACUCUGAAAAUGACACAAUCGUUCUGUACUCGAUCUCCAAUUUAAUGCGGUUUUAUCAAAAUAUCAUCAACAAUGUCGUGAAAGGUGGUCAGCUUGAACAGUGCAUGGUUGAGCUGCAAGCUCAUUCGGAGACUUCAUACCUACGAUCACUCACCUACCAAGUCAAACAACUCUUAACCGGACCGAACGAACACAAACUUGGUUUGGAACCUCCAUCAACGGAUUUGGUACCGUCCCUCAGUGUUGGACGUCUCCUGAACCUUCUGAAAGAAAUCCUAUCCGUGGCCAGCAUGGUCGAAGGCAGCCAAUCCGACAUCAUCAAAAUCGUUUCCUGCGUAAUCGACCCACUUCUUCAGUCAAUCCAAGAAUCGGCUUCACACCUUCCGACCACCGACAUGGCCGUCUACCUACUAAACUCGCUGUAUCAAAUCGAAAGUGUUUUAACCAUUUACGAAUACAUGGAGGAACGACUGGAACGUCUCCAAGCCCAAUCGGACGCCCAACUGGACACGCUGACAUCGGAACAGGCUUCCUCGCUGGUCGCAAAUCUUAACCUUGGCCCAAUCUACACCGUUCUACAGAGCAGUGCAUCGCAGAUCGAACAGCGUCAUCUACAGCUGUUUAUGUCCAAGCUCGACAGCUUCCUGGAGAUGCCGGAAAUACUGCUGCUGCCGCAGGUCAACCUGUUGCUCAGUGGAGUGCACCGUGCGACGGUGCAAAAGCGUUCCUUCAACGUGAUUGUGGCCAUCUACAAGCAGAUUUACGAGCGCAUCCACGACCCAGCCGGUGGGUUCGAGCGGCCGGAGACGGUCCUGGCGAAGACGCCCGAACAGGUGGCGGAGCUGCUGUGCGGUUGAGGUUUGUUCUUUUCCCGCCUAUUAGUCUGGAGUGGAGUGGAGUGCCACUCACACCGAGGAGGGGGUUUCGAUCUGAUUCGUGGGAUUUAUGCUCCGUCAGCGUAGAGACUAAAGGCAUCAAGUGAGCAGCCAGCAGAAGCAGCACUU